Molecule: messenger RNA, 1930 nt
Organism: Sebastes umbrosus (honeycomb rockfish)
Lineage: Eukaryota; Metazoa; Chordata; Actinopteri; Perciformes; Sebastidae
Product: b(0,+)-type amino acid transporter 1-like
Exons: 1
Biological process (GO): amino acid transmembrane transport
Cellular component (GO): membrane
Molecular function (GO): L-amino acid transmembrane transporter activity
Source: RefSeq, a predicted model, not a curated record
GGGCGAUCCAGGAUGUCCAAUCAGAUCUGGGUUUACUCCCACUGGAGGAGUGCGCUCAGUCACAGCGAGCCUCAGGUUUUCAUUCCUGCUCUCCUUUUAUUUAACUUGGCCUAGUAUCAUUAGUGGGUGGUUCAUAUCACUGCACCUGCUGGGCUUGAAACAACAACAGGUUCAUGGAGCAUUAGGGGGACUAUCGUGAUAUACUGAAAUGGAUGAAGGCAGCAUCAGGAAGAGGAAGGAGUCGCAGAACGGCUCCACCGGCCACGGUGUGGUGACUAAAGACAAGAAGGCGACAGUGCUUCAACAAGAUGUUGGUCUGUUAAGUGGCAUCUGUCUGAUCGUGGGGACCAUGAUCGGCUCGGGCAUCUUCAUCUCUCCGAAGGCUGUCCUGCUGCACUCCGGAGCUGUGGGCCCCUGCCUCCUCGUCUGGGCGGCCUGCGGCGUGUUAGCCACCCUGGGAGCGCUGUGCUACGCUGAGCUCGGCACCAUGAUCACCAAAUCGGGGGCAGAGUAUUCGUAUUUAAUGGAGGCUUUCGGCUCGCUCCUAGCCUACCUUUACUCCUGGGCCACGAUCAUGGUGCUGAAGCCCUCUUCCUUCGCCAUCAUGGCUCUGAGCUUUGCAGAAUACGCCGCCGCUCCUUUCUACCCCGGCUGCACUCCUCCUCUCGUCGUCAUCAAGUGUGUGUCGGCGGCGGCCACGUUCGUGAUCGUCACCGUCAACUGUUUGAGCGUCAGAUUGUCGAGCUACAUGCAGAACUUCUUCACCGUCGCCAAACUUUUCAUCAUUCUCGUCAUAGUGGUAGCCGGCAUGGUUAUGUUGGCGCGAGGAAACACUGAGAAUCUGUCGAAUGCAUUCGAUGGCACAUCGUCGUCUGUUGGAGCAAUCGGACUUGCGUUUUAUAACGGGCUUUGGGCUUACAAUGGUUGGAAUCAACUGAAUUACAUUACAGAAGAGCUGAAAAACCCGUUCAGGAACUUGCCACUGGCCAUCAUCAUCGCCAUCCCUUUAGUAUCGGUGAGCUGCGUGUUGGUCAACGUCGCUUACUUCACUGUUAUGACGCCCGCUGAACUGCUGUUGUCUCCGGCUGUCGCCGUGACCUUCGGAGACUGAGUCCUUUACCCGCUCUCUUGGGUCGUUCCUCUCUUUGUCGUCUUCUCUACGUUCGGCGCUGCCAAUGGAAGCUUCUUCACCGCCGGCAGACUGGCCUACGUAGCUGGCCGAGAGGGUCACAUGAUUAAAAUCUUAUCCUAUAUCAGCUUGAAGCGCUACACUCCGGCGCCUGCUCUCAUAUUCAAUGGUAUGUUGGCUAUUUUCUACAUUAUCCCAGCAGACAUCAACACCCUCAUUAACUACUUCAGCUUCGCUCAGUGGGUGUUUUACGGUCUGACGGCGCUGGCUGUCAUAGUCAUGCGUUUCACCAGGAAGGAGCUCCAUCGACCAGUAAAGGUGCCAAUUGUCAUACCGGGCCUAAUGGUCCUGGUGUCCUGCUACUUAGUCCUGGCUCCCAUCAUUGAUAAGCCGGACCUGGAGUACCUCUACUGUACCAUCUUCAUCUUCAGUGGACUUCUCUUCUACUACCCUUUCGUCCACCGGAAGGUCAACUGGGCUCGCAAACUCAUGAGGCCCAUCACGAUGCAUCUCCAGCUGCUGAUGGAAGUCGUUCCUCCGGAGAAAACUGAAUGAGGAGGGACAAAAGUGACGCCCGGGUCAACUGAUGCUGCUUGUCAUGAAACGUGUCGAGGCUGGAUUUGGAGAGAGCGGGGUUGGUGCCCAGAGUGGAUCAGAGCCAAAAAUCAGAGCUCACCUCUGUUGAAUCAACACAAUCUCACAGCAGUUCAUGAAAUAGUCACAACAUGUAAUCUAUUUGAUUUGUGUACAUAGACACAAAUUUCCCUUUUUUUCGUGACGCUCCGCAAGACUUUCAACAAC